CGCCGCUCACCUGUUUUUGUUUUGGCUCGACGGGUAGGCGUGCGCUUCACGUUGACGCUGCACCAAACGGAAAGCACGGCGCGAAGCUGAUGAUGGACGAUUACAUAGAUGAAGAAGAGGAGAUCGCAAUGAUUCUCCUCUCGUCUUCGCUGCUUGCGAUGGAGGAAGAGGAGCAGCGAGCGCCGAAAAAGCAGCGUCGCCGUCGGCGGUGGUGGGUUCGCCCAUGUUUGCGAGACCGCGAAAGGACGGGACAAGCCAGCUGCCUCCUUCCUCGUCUUCGCUCGUAUGACGAGGAGUAUUACCGACAUUUUCUUAGGAUGCCGCCGCGGUCCUUCGACACUCUUUUGAGCCUCGUCGGCCCCCACAUCACGAAGGAGGAAACCCGAUUCCGACGCCCGAUCUCUCCCGACGAUCGCCUGGCUUUGGCCGUCAGAUUCUUGGCAGCAGGUGAAACGCUGAGGUCCUCCUCAUACAAUUUCCUCUGUGGGAGAACAACAGCGUGCAAAAUUGUGUCGGAGGUAUGUGCAGCUAUCUGGGACAUCCUGAGUCCCAUUUACGUUGUAUGCCCGAAGACCGCAGACGCCUGGAUCAGGGUUGCUGGCGAGUUCGAGGAAAGAUGGAAUUUGCCACAUUGCUUGGGUGCGAUUGACGGCAAGCACGUCAGCAUCGAGUGUCCUGCGAAGUCCUGCAGCCAGGACAGAAAUUAUAAAAAUGGCUUCAGCAAGUCGUUGCUUGCUGUGAGUGACGCCUACUACAGGUUCCUGUAUGUGGAGAUUGGCCACCAUGGCAGCGAGUCGGACGGAGGCAUCUUCGCACGUAGCGAGCUACAGCGCCGCAUUGUCGCAGACCAACAGGGCAUUCCCCCAGAUUCUAGUCUAGGCAACAUUGGCACAGUGCCUUAUUUCUUGGUUGGGGACGAGGCCUUCCCGCUGAAGAAGUACCUUAUGCGGCCUUAUCCAAGAAAAAGCCUACAGCCCACACGCACUGAAGGCCAGACGGACGAUACUGACCAAGCACCUAAUGAAGAGAGGCCAUCUGGGGAACGCGAGGCAUGCAACCGGCGGCGCAUCUUCAACUACCGGCUUAGUAGGGGCCGAAGGGUUGUAGAAAAUGCCUUUGGCAUUCUCGCCCAAAAGUGGCGCAUUCUGCGACGCCCUUUUAGGGCGAACACAGAAAACACAAGCAGAUAUGUGGCAGCCUGCAUUGCGCUUCAUAACUUCCUGCUCAAGGAAUCGCAGGUUUCCUCAACGUCCUAUUGCCCACCCGGCACUGGCGACACUGACGACUGGGAAGGCAAUGAAAGAGCUGGCAGUUGGCGGGCAGAGCCCAACUCCACUGCUGCACUCACCAGCCAGUCAAACACACGUGGUCGUCCCACCAGCUUGGCCUAUGCCAUGAGGGACAAGCUGUCCCACUACUUCAUCACUGCUGGGAAGGUGCCAUGGCAAGACGACAUGGUGUGAUGCCUUGGCAGGAACAAGUAGGUGGGAUUCUUCAUUUAUCCAGUUGCAAAUCGAAAUCAAGCACUGAUCUCAAAUGUUGGUAGCUGUGCAGGUGAUGCAUGCUUCACGAGAAAAGUGGCAUGCAAUAAAAUAUACACUCAGUGACACACACACACAGUGCUGACUUUCAACUCAAAUUGUCAUUUUAUUAGAUAUAUAAGGAAUGAUAAAGAUAUAUGGGGAAGGAACAGAAAGAUAGAUGAAGGUAUGACACCAAGUUGUCUUUUUUUCAUUUUCCGCUUAUUUUUUUUUUAAUGGGAAAGCAUUAACUGUCUCAUGGGGCGAGCCGACAUCAUCAGCUUUGAAACCGCGCCAAACGGCACGGCAGGGUGCGGGCAGAGCGCGCCGCCCUGCCGUCGACACAAAUACGCUGCAGACAAAAUAGGGGAGCGGAAUAAUGACAUAGGUACAUGCUUGCGCAUUCACAACUCAUAAGCAGUGUUUAUGGGGUACCUUGAGCCUUUUUUAUUAUGGGAUAUUUAACUUUUAAUAAAAACACUGACAUGAAAAAUGUGGCGUUCAAUAAACUA
Ixodes scapularis (black-legged tick) is the source of this 2032-nucleotide messenger RNA. RefSeq names its product protein ALP1-like. The transcript has 7 exons. Bases 90 to 1463 code for a protein of 457 amino acids. NCBI's taxonomy places the organism in Eukaryota, Metazoa, Arthropoda, Arachnida, Ixodida, Ixodidae. The record is from RefSeq and is a predicted model, not a curated record.